AAAAAAACCCUAAAAAAAUAAGAAGAACAAAAAAAACAAUGGCCAUAGCUUAUUUUAUACCAGAUCAGGCACAAUUGCUGGCCCGAAGUAAUCAGCAAAGUAAUGGUCAACAGGCCAACAACAAUUCUACAGAGUCAAAUAGAAGAAGUCCAUCGGCAACCUCACGGCAGCAACAACAGGAACAGCAACAACAACAUCGUUCACAAUUUCGCGCCAACAUCACUGUGCCUCUGGGCAGUCAGCAAGGAGCCAUGUCCAUGUCUGAAUUUGGCUGCUGGGAGCUAUUGGCCCAAAUUUUUUGCUAUGCUUUGCGACUCUAUAGCCAUCAGCCCCGUCGGUCGACAGUCAUACAGAUUUCCUUUGAGAUAUGUCCUGGCUCAGAAGAAACAGCAACACCAACAACAACAACCGAUCCAGUUGCAGUUCCACGAGAUAAUGACGACGAAGGUGAUGUGACUGAUGAUGCCAAUUUGAGUGGAAAGCAAGAUUAAAUCGUUUUGUUUUUUUAACGAUUACUUGCACAGAUUCUUUGAAUGUUUUUCUUAAAAGAAAGCAACAUUUUUUUUUUACGAAUGGUCCAAAACAUUUUUUUGGUGGCAGCUCAAUCAAAGCGCAUUGUGAUUUCCCGUCGUCGUUUUUUUUUUUUUUUGUUUU
Messenger RNA from Drosophila willistoni, 654 nucleotides. It is a transcript of the gene grim, whose product is annotated as cell death protein Grim. The record is from RefSeq and is a predicted model, not a curated record. The transcript has a single exon. NCBI's taxonomy places the organism in Eukaryota, Metazoa, Arthropoda, Insecta, Diptera, Drosophilidae. The coding region runs from base 39 to 491 and encodes 150 amino acids.